UCUGACACGCUGCAAAUAAGCAUCUGAUUAUUCGUUAUGAAUAGCAUUUAUUUCAUGUAUUCCGUUAACAUUCAUUUUAACCACAAUGUCAAAAAUAAUUGAACAUAUACACAUACACAUGAGCAGAUUAACUUGGUCAAAACAUUUAUUUAUUAAAGAUUGUCAGAAUGUUGGUGCUUAUUAACUUUGAUCCUAAGCCACGAAUGAGUGAGUCACUCAGCUUUAUGAUGACAAAUCUAGAUAUAUGUUGCAAAAUAGCCUACUAAGUAUGUCAAACGUAAACAAAUAUAUUAAAUUGCCUAAAUAAACUAGUACAUUUCAUAAAUUAAAUAAAUACAUUUAAGUAGCUCAGGUCUUGAAAAUAUGGACAACCUUUUCGCCUCCCUAACCUCACUGGAAUCUCUUUCAUUCAGUUUCUUCUUCUCAUCAGCGAAGAAGGACUCCAUGUUUCAGAUAUUCAAUUCCUAUAGAGGGGCUAUCACUCUUUCACACUGGUAAAUGAAGCCAGUUUGUCAUUUAGAAUAUGUUCUUUCUACUUUUAUAGGGAGAUAAACCAAAUGCAUUAUCAGCGUUCUAACUCCUCGUGAAAGUGUGGCGCAAUAACAGAAUGACAUCAUUUACCAGAAACUGACGCAGCAUAAGCUCAAAACUUUUAAUUGAGGAACCACUAUACAUCUGUGGCUUGAGGAAACUUCACCCCAGAGCGGUGGUCAUGGGAGGUGGUGUGGCUGUGGCAUGCACAGGGGAGACCAGGAUGUGUGAACAACUGACUUCUCAAAUGCAGUGUUUCAGUUUUAAUUCUGUAAUAUUUUGAACCAUUUCCAUCAUUAGGCCUACGUCUGUCAUUUUAAAUGGUUUGUGACCAGAGUGUAUGGUAAAUUAAUGAUCUAUUCUAUGUGUCGAUAUGCCAUUUUAACCCUCCUGAGCACAUCCUGGAAACAUAAAAAACAGUCCAGCUUGGAGUAAGGAAAUUGCUUUAAUAUCAUGAUAAUAAAAAAAAUAUCUACCAGAGUUGCGGUCAAUUCCAUUUAAAUUCCAGUCAACUCAAAAAGUGAACCAAAGUCUAAUUCAAUUCAAAUCCAUGGUGAAGUCCCUUCCCUCCAGAGCUUCUGCCAUUGUUUUAUUCACACAAUUAACCCCCUCCAAGUCCCUAGGACUAGGCUGGUGUUGUACCCAUAUUUCUCUUUCACUUUCCCCCAUUCUUCUACGGGUGUGUUUGGAUGGAGUAGGUGUAAAGUAACAGGUCUUUUCCACACCCAGAGUCUUAUUAAUCUCACUAUCUACUCCCAACCCCAUUAUGCCGCGACAGCCUGGAUAAUUACCCCCUCCCGUAGGGUGACUGGUUACAGUAAUUGGGGCCAAACACCCCUCUGGGGGCAUGGUCCCCCAUCUACCCACAGACCUUUUAUCCAUAUUCAAUAUCGCGUUAACACACUUCUCAUAAUAUUUAUACAUUGCAGGGUCUUUUUUAGUCUGCAUUUUAGUCGUGAUGUUCCUUUAGGAUAAUUGCUUCCUGUCCCCUCAGCGUUAACAAUUCUUUCUAUCCCUGGGCAUGUCGAAUUUAAAUUACCCCAGAACAGACUUGACCAGAGUGUGUUUACAUUACAUUCUUCCAGUCCUUGGUUUGCUGUUUCUACACACUCAUUUUCCCAUAAAGGCGUGCCCGGAUCCCCUUUAAGGUAUUGAACACAUCAAUGUGUGUAUAGCCUUAAUGUUCCCUUUCCCUUUUAAUCGUCCACUUGUAUGGCCUUAUCUUCUAACUCGGUCCACUGCAGUGUGACCCAGUAAAAUUCUUGCGGUCCCAGUUUACGUCCAAGACUCUGUAGCCAACCUCAUCAUUCAAGUGGCCGUCAACCUUCCGAUUCACUAACCUCUGUGAGCACCCGGCUCAAGUCUCAUUUAUCUCUUUUCCUAUAUCCUUUAAAAAGCUUUUCUCAUUUUCUGCUGACUUUCCAGUGCUUAAAUAUCAAACCACCUUUAGUAGAGAUCAUACCCUGUGCCCAUUCACGUAGUAUCGGGAGUGCACGAGUCUUAAACACUGGAAUGCGGGCAGUUUUUUGUUCAAUCUUUCCGUUUUCUUUAUCCCUACUCUAACAUGUGUUUGUUCCCAGCCUGGCUCUCCAAUCAAGUACAAAGACACCAACAGUAGUACUAAAAACAGCAUGCCCAUGCUCCAGCGGUAACAAUACUUACACUUUAGAGGACGAGAAUGUUAUUAGUCUAAACACGAACGAGCGCUUCCUGGACGGCUCCCCACCACGCCCAGCAUUUCCUCCUUCACCAUCCUCACCCUUUUCAUAGAAUCUUUGGCCUCCUUCUUUGGGGCCUUUUCCACACUUGGACAGCUGGGCACCAUCCCACUUACAGAAACAGUCAGUGGGCAUUGUUACUUCAUCACCCUUAUUUUUCACUCCACAACUAUCUUCAGCUUAGGGAGUAGGUUAACUCGGCAAUGGUAGCAAAACAAUAUAUUCCCCACUUUAACUGGUCCUGAUGUUAUUCCAUCUAAUAACAUGGUUCUCCGCCCGGUAUCUUUCUUGGCCUUUCCGUCCCACGACACUGCCAGACAACAGGAGGGUGGCACACUCUCCUACUACAUCUUGGCGCCACUUCAGACCUUCCGGCACCGUGCUAGUCAUGCCGUCCUCCGCUACUAUAACUCUGGUAGCGGUAAGGCUCUUCUGGACCAUAAAACAAACUUUUCCCUAGUUCGUUUUAUCCCUUGGUGUUUAAACCCAUAUGGACCCCAGACAUCAGCUCUCGCUCAGCCUCCCCAGGGAGCUCUCCCAUUAGGAAUUGUUUUCCAGCUUCUUCCCCUUCCACUAUUACACUCCCCAUCUGAGCAAUAGAGUCUACUUCCUCAUUCUCUGCCAGUACUCUCCUUCUUUCACAUGUGCUUGCUAGUGUAUUAUUUCAUGUUGCAAAUGCAUUAGCAAUUCAGCUAUUUUUGCCCAUACACCUUGGUUAGCUAUCUGCUUUCCUUUAGCUCCUUCAUAGCCAUUUUGUUCCCGGAUCCCUAGGUCUUAUUUUAGGGCUCUAUGGCAGAAGUCACUAUCAGUUAUUAUUCUCACAUUUUUUAUGUGCUUAUAUUUAGUUUUUAACAGGCCUUCAAAUACUGCAGUUUGAAGUUAUCACAACUGUUGGGGCUCUUCAGAGAAGCCAUGCGUGUCUAGUAAAUGUUUAACUCUAGAUACUGUAGGUAGUCUAUAUCUUUUAGGCAACACUGUCUAUAAUAUUUUGAGUUCUCACAGCACAUCAGACAGAAACAAGGUUCUCAUGGGUAUUGCUUGUGGUUGUGGUAACCCAGCUUCCUGUAGCGGUCUGUCAGAGCUCAGAUCAAAACUGCCAGUGUGUCCUCUCGAGGACGCACUGGGUCCCAGCAGCUCUUGCUGUUUAAUGUCUCAGAGCUAGAGUCAUCUCAGUCUUCAGCCUCUGAAAUUCUUAACUCUCCUUUUCUUUGUACUUUCCACUUGUAAUUAUUUUCUCAUCUUUCUUCUAGGCUCCUGCAACAUGGCUUCACGUGCCACCUCCAUUAUGGACGUUUUAAGGGCGAGAGUCAUCAAAUGCUCUGAGAAGGGGUGGCUGGCAAAAUUAAUCACCAUAAUGGAACCCUGUGACACAAGUUCCUUCAACCAUCUUAUCGAUCCAUGAUCUAGGAGGGGUAAUAAUGAUCUAGGAGGGGUAAUAAUGAUCUAGGAGGGGUAAUAAUGGUCUCUUCUGUUCUAGGAACAUAGCAUUUAUAGUAUUGUUAAGUGCAUGUUUUCUACUUUCUACUAGCUCGUUUAGGGGUUCUGUCCCUCCUGUUAUUGUUAUCAUCCCUAUCAUCCUCAGGGUCGUUAUUAUUUGCUUAAUAAGCCACACUGGCCUGUUGGUGUCAUGGAGUGUACACUUGGACUGGACCCCUGGCCUGACCAUAGGUCUAGGGGCCACCAUCCCGUACCUGGGUGGCUAUCUCAUUCCGAUAUAUGUGGUCCCACAUGGUCUGUCCACCCCCAAACCUUGAUAAUAUGCAUUCAUUCAAAUUCUCCAUUGAUAGUCACCUUGGGAAUAGGCCACUAUCAUUAUGUGUCUCAACCCUGAGGGCUCAUUACAGUACCUUUCCAAGUACCAUUUCAGUUCUAUUGUGGCUUGUGCAGAUUCCUCUGUGGUGGCUCCGAAUAUCCCAGCACCGAGGAUUUGCCUGCCUUAUGACAGGUCUCCAGGACCCUUACCAACGUUUCCCCUUACCGCCGUUUCCUGGAUUUCUCCUAGGAAAUCUUGUGAGAUUUUUAUUCUCUGGUACCACUGCAUGUUCCACAUACUUCCUAACCUCUCCUGAGGGGGUGCUUUUGGUCAGAUUACUUCCAUUAAUUAUUUAAAAAAAUGUAUAUCCUUUGCUGGUCCCUUUACUGCAAUCUGGGCUUGUCUUUCGGCCUCCAGUCAAGGUCCUCCCAAUAGCAAAUUUCUUGUGCUAAACCUCCUGCAUGAUUCGGCCGGGAUGUAAUUGAGGAGCAGACAUGUCUCCUUUCGCUUCCCCUUCUCUUUUGCGGUUUCCCCCUUCAAGAUCCCAGUUCUCUGUGGCUUUGGCCCCUCACGGCUGUGUCACUCCUGCUCAUUUCCAUUUUCCGCCUUGGUUGAGGUGUUUGUUCUAUAUCUCUGGACGGGUCCACUUUCUUCCCUUCCUAUUUUGUUUAGGGUGGAUGCCGAAGGGUGUCCAUGAGACCCAGAUUUUUGGUAAGAGGGAGGUUGUGGUAGAGGGCCAACCCUGCUGGCUCUGAACCAAUUCACCCAGGUUCCAUCUGUUCCUCUUUACCCCAUUUUUGUACAGCUGUAACCAGCGUAUGCGCCAUUCUGGUUCUGAGGGCACCAAUGGAGUCGACGUUGACACCGCAAUAAUGCUAGGUGCUAUUAAAGAGUGGCUGGCCUAGUGCUCCAGUUGUCUUGAGAGAUGUUUGCACUCAACACCUUUAGUUUGCACUCCCUAUUUGAUUUCUCCUAAAACAUUAUUUUGUUUUGCACCACUUUUUGGUUUGCUUCUUUAAGUUUGGUGUGGGUUUUUAUUUUGCCUGCCUCUUUCUGGGCAAAUUUAGUUGGCGCUCAUUCCAGGUUCCAAUUAUCUUUCCUAAGAUUAAGAGGUUUCUUUCCACAACAAAUUACUUUAAGUUGCUUUAUCUAGUGCCAGGUACAGUUGAAGUUAGAAGUUUAAAUACACUUAGGUUGGAGUCAUUAAAACUCAUUUUUUCAACCACUCCACAAAUUUCUUGUUAACAAACUAUAGUUUUGGCAAGUCGGUUAGGACAUCUACUUUGUGCAUGACACAAGUAAUUCUUCCAACAGACAGAUUAUUUCACUUAGAAUUCACUGUAUCACAAUUCCAGUGGGUCAGAGGUUUACAUACACUAAGUUGACUGUGCCUUUAAACUGCUUGGAAAAUUCCAGAAAAUGAUGGCUUUAGAAGCUUCUGAUAGGCUAAUUGAUAUAAUUUGAGUAAAUUGGAGGUGUACCUGUUUUCUUCUUUGCUUGACAUCAUGGGAAAACCAAAAUAAAUCAGCCAAGACCUCAGAAAAAAUGAUUGUAGACCUCCACAAGUCUGGUUCAUCCUUGGAAUCAAUUUCCAAACGCCUGAAGGUACCACGUUUAUCUAUAACAAAACAAUAGUAUGCAAGUAUAAACACCAUGGGACCACACAGCCGUCAUAACGCUUAGGAAGGAAACGCGUUCUGUCUCUUAGAGAUGAACGUACUUUGGUGCGAAAAGUGCAAAUCAAUCCCAGACCAACAGCAAAGGACCUUGUGAAGAUGCUGAAGGAAACAGGUACAAAAUUAUUUAUAUCCACAGUAAAAUGAGUCCUAUAUCAACAUAACCUGAAAGGCGGCUCAGCAAGGAAGAAGCCAGACUAAAAAAAGCCAGACUACGGUUUGCAACUGCACAUGGGGACAAAGAUCGUGUUUUUGGAUGAAUUUCCACUUCCACUAAAUAGUUAAUGAAAACCAGUAACACUUCCUUUUUUUGUUCCUCAGCUUCGCAACUGAUGGAUUUAAUAGAUCAUUUUUAAUAGCAAUUACACUCUACAGUUGCUUUAACAAUAGUAAUGAAGCUCUGUGCUUACCUUGCCUCAAAGUCUUCACACUUAUAAUACAGCAAUCAGCUCCUGCUCUGUCAGUCCUAGAAUCUUCCCUUCCCCUAUCUUUUACAUUGACAUUUAUACAUUUUUACCAAGCCGAGGCCUCUCUUGACUACAGCCACACAUCACAUCCUCCCUCUCACACGUGAUGUUUAAGCAAAGUUUAAACCGAGUGGCACAGCGGUCUAAGACACUGCAUAUCAGUGCUUGAGGCGUUUCAAAUCCAGGCUGUAUCACAACCGGCUGUGAUUGAGAGUUCCACAGGGUGACGCACAAUUGGCCUAGCAUCGUUUGGUGUAGGCCGUCAUUGUAGAUAAGAAUGUGUUCUUAACUGACUUGCCUAGCUAAAGAAAGGUUAAAUAAGAAAUAUGUAUAAAAAUAAGUUACAUAACACUUUGCCUCCUUUUACACGUGGUGUCUACGCAGAUAGGUUAACACAUUGUUUCCUUCAUACAUGAGAACAAUCCGUGGUGUCAUCCGUUUCAAGGCCCACAUGCCAUCCGGCAGCUAUAACCCAGGGCUUGAGUUUAACGGGGUGUUGCUAUAUUAGAUGAACCUCCGUUCUCCAGCAGAGGAGCAUCUGCAUACAGUCUACCCACACCAGUCACUUCCUCCCUGCCUUUAACUGGGUCAAGCUGUUCUCUAGCUGCUUAUGGUUGGGUCUUCUUCCUUCCUGUCCUCCUUCCGCUUCUUCUUAAUCUUCCUGGUUUCAGUGUUGCCAGAGUCCUCUCGGGAGACUGGAGGGGUCAUCAUGUCAUAUUGACCAGGCUGAUUCACGACAUCAUCCAGACCUGUCAUUUAAAAGAGAGCUCCGUGUUCAGAUUUUUUUAGGGGGACAAAGAGCAUAGCAGUGAAGCACUGUUGCUUCCAUUGAGUGCUAUUUGUCACACAAAGGUGAGACAACAAACUAUAUUUUAUGCAGCUUUGUGGAUUGAUUGCCCCUUUAAUGUCUAUACAACACCACCAGGCUAACUCAAAACAUGAAUUAUCUGCCAUAUCAAACACUUUGUUGUCCAGUUAUACAAUUCACGGAAAUAAGGAAUUAAUAUGAUGCAAUCUUUCUGACUCUUGAUUUCCUGAUACAUCCUUAUAAAAAGACAAGUCGUCAGCUUAUUGCCAUUUGACAGAAGAACAGGGUGAGUACACAUCAUUCUGAUAGACACAUGAACACAAUGCAGUUCAAUUUACUUAUAAAACAAAUGAAACAGAAAACUAUUUUCUUUCUCAGGUAAGGUGAGCGGUUAGAGACUCAAAAAUAACACCAGCGUACAACUUUAUCAGAAGAAAAUAGGUUUAGUUUUGCUAUAAUUUACUUUUGGAAGUAAUUGGGCUUUGGAGUGAGGAUGAUCGCCUACUUGGCUCUGUGUAAAUUCUUCUCUCUAGCCAUAGUUGGGGUCAUAGUUUCCAGUGUGAAUGGAAAGGACCCUCUAUCUGAUUGCCUACAAGACUCAGACUACAACGAGCUACUUAGAAUAGUGGACAAGGGUCUCCCCCACACCAACACAUCUCAUCAUAUUGCCAUCAUUGGGGCUGGCAUGGCUGGCCUGACGGCAGCAAAGUUUUUGGAGGAGGCAGGACACAAGGUAACCAUAAUAGAGUCAAGCAAUCGUAUUGGUGGACGGGUAGAGACGUACAGACCUAAGGGAGCGCACUGGUACGCAGAACUUGGUGCCAUGAGGAUCCCUAACUUCCAUACAAUUCUCUUGAAGAUUGCAAACAAUGCAGGCCUUAGUCUGAACCCAUUCAUUGAGGAUGACAUUAAUACCUACUAUUUGGUGAAUGGGUUGCUGCACAAAAACUAUCAGGUGAAAGGGGACCCAGACGUCCUCAACUAUCCCUUGAAUGAAGAUGAGAGAGGGAAGUCAGCUGAUCAGCUCUUCGACUUGUCUCUGCAGAAGAUAAGAGAUUAUGUGAAGAACAAUGGCUGCCGUGCCAUGCUGGACAAAUAUGACAUGUUCUCUGUAAAGGAGUAUCUUGUGAAGGAGGCCAAUCUGAGUCGUGGUGCUUUGCGGAUGAUUGGGGAUAUUCUGAAUGAGAACAGUUUAUUCUACACUGCACUCACAGAGGCACUGUAUGAUCAGUCUGAUAUCAAUGAUGAGACUUUCUACUUUGAGGUGACAGGCGGGUUUGACAAACUACCCAAUGCCAUUUGCGAGGACUUGAAGGGCACCAUCCACCUAAAUUCCAAGGUGAAACGUAUCAGUCAGACCAGCAAUAAAGUGACCGUGUCCUACCAAGACCACCAUCUCUGGCACAAACCAUCCUCCCUCACCCACCUGACAGUAGACUACGCCUUGGUGACAGCCACCGCCAAGGCGACUCUCUUCAUCGACUUCCAGCCCCCGCUCUCAGCAGACAAGAUGGAGGCGCUGCGUUCGCUGCACUACGAUAGCUCCACCAAGGUGGUCCUGAUAUUCAGUGAGAGGUUCUGGGAGAAGGAGGGCAUCAAUGGAGGGAGGAGCAUCACGGAUAUGCACUCUCGUUUCAUCUACUACCCCAGCCACAGAUUCCCUAACACGGACAUCGGGGCCCUCUUGGCUUCCUAUACCUUCUCGGAUGACUCCACCCUCUUUCAGGGGGUGAAUGACGACGAGCUGCAGGGUCUGGUGCUGGAGGACCUUGUCAAGAUCCACGGGGAGGGCAUACGGCCACUCUGCGUUGGAGGGCUGGUGAAGAAGUGGGCGCUGGAUCCCUAUAGUCUUGGGGCGUUUGCCCUCUUCACCCCAUACCAACAUAUAGACUACGCCUCAGAACUGUUCAGGAACGACAAUAGGAUCCACUUUGCUGGGGAGCACACAGCCCUGCCUCAUGCCUGGAUAGAGACGGCCAUGAAGUCUGCUCUAAGGGCAGCUAGAAAUAUCAAUAACCUCAGAGAGUAGAGAACGGGUGCAGUACAGUGUAUACUCUAAUCCACCGGUGGAAGCGUAUGUCUGUAUACUCUGGAGAAGAGAGAACACGUACAGUUGAAGUCAGAAGUUUACAUACACCUUAGCCAAAUACAUUUAAACUCAGUUUUUCACAAUUCCUGACAUUUAAUCUGAGUAAAAAUUCCCUGUCUUAGGUCAGUUAGGAUCACCACUUUAUUUUAAGAAUGUGAAAUGUCAGAAUAAUAGUGUAGAGUGAUUUAUUUCAGCUUUUAUUUCUUUCAUCACAUUCCCAGUGGGCCAGAAGUUUACAAACACUCAAUUAGUAUUUGGUAGCAUUGCCUUUAAAUUGUUUAACUUGGGUCAAACGUUUCGAGUAGCCUUCCACAAGCUUCCCACAAUAAGUUGGGUGAAUUUUGGCCCAUUCCUCCUGACAGAGCUGGUGUAACUGAGUCAGGUUUUUAGGCCUCCUUGCUCGCACACGCUUUUUCAGUUCUGCCCUUCAAAUUUUCUAUAGGCUUGAGGUCAGGGCUUUGUGAUAGCCACUCCAAUACCUUGACUUGUUGUCCUUAAGCCAUUUUGCCACAACUUUGUAAGUAUGCUUGCGUCAUUGUCCAUUUGGAAGACCCGUUUGCGACCAAGCUUUAACUUCCUGACUGAUGUCUUGAGAUGUUGCUUCAAUAUAUCCACAUAAUUUUCCUUCCUUCAUUGAUGCCAUCUAUUUUGUGAAGUGCACCAGUCCCAAAGCACCCCCACACCAUGAUGCUGCCACCCCUGUGCUUCACGGUUGGGAUGGUGUUCUUCGGCUUGCAAGCCUCCCCCUUUCUCCUCCAAAUAUAACCUUGGUCAUUAUGGCCAAACAGUUCAAUUUUUGUUUCAUCAGACGAGAGGCCAUUGCUCCCAAUGAUGAACCAGACUUGUGGAGGUCUACCAUUUUUUUCCUGCUGUAUUUUCUGAUUUCUUUUGAUUUUCAUUGAACAUCUCUGGAGAGACCUGAAAAUAGCUCUGCUGUGAUGCUCCCCAUCCAACCUGACCGAUCUUGAGAGGAUCCGCAGAAAAGAAUUGGAGAAACUCUUCAAAUAAACGUGUAAAUGUCAUAUUUCAGUUUACAGUUUUUAUAAAGUUGCAAAAAUGUCUAAAAACCUGUUUUUGUUUUGCCAUUAUGGAGUAUUGUGUGAAGAUUGAUGAGGGGGAAAAAACAAUUUAAUCCAAGUCUGUAACGUAACAAAAUGUGUAAAAAGUCAAGGGGUCUGAAUACUUCCUGAAUGCUCUGUACAUAAUUGUAAUUACAUAUCAAUGAUUAUGUUAUGAUCAGUACAUUUACUAGUUGUAACUAUUGUUGCCUUCAAAAUAAAACUUUUAACAAA
This is a messenger RNA of Salvelinus fontinalis (brook trout), 10334 nucleotides long. RefSeq names its product L-amino-acid oxidase-like. The transcript is spliced from 8 exons. The record is from RefSeq and is a predicted model, not a curated record. Lineage: Eukaryota; Metazoa; Chordata; Actinopteri; Salmoniformes; Salmonidae. Bases 7447 to 8982 code for a protein of 511 amino acids. Gene Ontology annotation, molecular function: polyamine oxidase activity; L-amino-acid oxidase activity. Gene Ontology annotation, biological process: amino acid catabolic process.